Messenger RNA from Sorghum bicolor (sorghum), 1092 nucleotides. RefSeq names its product photosystem I subunit O. Lineage: Eukaryota; Viridiplantae; Streptophyta; Magnoliopsida; Poales; Poaceae. The record is from RefSeq and is a predicted model, not a curated record. Bases 399 to 830 code for a protein of 143 amino acids. The transcript has 3 exons.
AGAAUCACAACAGGAAAAAAAGUUGCAUCCUCCCUGAUCCACACAAUUUGGAGCUUGGGGGUCGUAUCGUAUUGCUUUGAGCGAUCGAGCACACUUCCUGCAAUGCAAUGCAAUGCAACGGCCCCAACUACAACUGCCACGGUGUAGCAGUAGUAGAAUAUAUCUUAUCCAGACAUAUCCAAGUGUAGCGCUCCCAUAGGCGGGGUUGGCCGGCGACGAAUCUAUUCCAUCCACUGCAGGUGAUCCACAUCACAACAAAUCCACGGCGUCUCAUCCCGUCCUCUCGCCGCGCGUCCCUGUCCGCGCCGCGCGCCUUCUCCGCACCACAAAACCAGGGGCAGCGCAGCCACAAAUCCCCAUUGCAGCAGCUGACAGACUCAACCGACCGACAGACAGACAUGGCCGCCUCCACCGUCUCCGGCCUCGCCGGCGCCUCCUCCCUGGCCAGCCGCCCGGCUUUCUCCACCAGCUUCACGAGGGGCAGCCGGGUGUCGGCGAGGAACCCGCUGAUGACGAGGAACCUGGAGAGGAACGGCAGGAUCACCUGCAUGACGUUUCCCCGGGACUGGCUGCGGAGGGACCUGAGCAUCAUCGGGUAUGGGCUGAUCGGCUGGAUGGGCCCGUCCAGCAUCCCGGCCAUCAACGGCAACAGCCUCACGGGGCUCUUCUUCUCCAGCAUCGGCGAGGAGCUGGCGCACUUCCCCACGCCGCCGCCCGUCACCUCCCAGUUCUGGCUGUGGCUAGUCACGUGGCACCUGGGUCUCUUCAUCGUGCUCACCUUCGGCCAGAUCGGCUUCAAGGGCAGGACAGAGGACUACUUCGAGAAGUGAUCAGCGCGCGGCCACGAUCGAUCAAGCUCCGAUCCAUGCAUCGUCUCUGAUAUGAUGCUGCGUUGCGUUCCGCUGCGUGCGUGCCGCAGCAACCAGCAAUCGAUCGAACCUUUGCUGUAUAAUAGUAUAUGAUGGUUCUGAUUUGGUUCAAAAAUGUGUGAUAUGCUACUUUUGAGCUCAAAAAAUGUAAAUCUAUGCCGCGCGCCCCCUGCACGCUCUGGUUCAAUUUGAUGAAUCUAUAGCAAGCUAGUCUUCUCUCAAA